Lutra lutra (Eurasian river otter) is the source of this 2516-nucleotide messenger RNA. It is a transcript of the gene ZNF408, whose product is annotated as zinc finger protein 408. The record is from RefSeq and is a predicted model, not a curated record. NCBI's taxonomy places the organism in Eukaryota, Metazoa, Chordata, Mammalia, Carnivora, Mustelidae. Gene Ontology annotation, cellular component: nucleus. The transcript is spliced from 5 exons. Bases 294 to 2462 code for a protein of 722 amino acids.
GAAGGGAGAACAGCAUAAGUGUCCGGCCCGUCCCUCCCAAAAGAGGUGGUUGGAACAAUUAGUUCCGCUUUUCUGAUGCUGGAAUCCCUGAUGGUCCUCUGGAAUCCUAUGGUUCUUAAUGUUCCCGGAUGGAGUUUUGCCUCGCCGGUAUUCCCCAACUCCCGGAUCUGUGCACCGAUGAGUCUGACUCUUAGCAUUCUUUCCCGACGGGAAAUUUGGAAGCCAAUGACUGUUUCCGGGAGGAGCGGAGAAGAAGACGUUCACUUCCGGCGGAAGGAGGCUUUUCUGGAGGGAUGGAAGAGUCGGAGGAGCUGCUCUCUGAGGGCGAGAAACUGCAGUUGGCUCCCGACCCGCGCCCGGACUUGAGAUGGAUCCCUUCUGGACAAGGCUGUGCUCGGGGCCUCAAAGACUUCCCGCCCGGGCUGACCCGGGCCGUCCUCGCUCUAAAGAGCCUGCCCCGGGGCUUGGCCCUUGGCCCUUCACUCGCCGAGGAGCUGCGCUUAGGGGUCUGGUGUGUCGGGGCCCCCUUGCAGCCGGGACUGCUCUGGGGGCCGCUGGAAGAGGAGUCUGUCUCGGAGCAGAAGGGUGAAGAAGUGAAACCACGGCAGGAGGAGGACGUGUCACUAGGCCCAUGGGGAGACGUGUGUGCUUGUGAGCAGAGUUCAGGCUGGACCAGUUUGGUGCAGCGGGGCAGGCUGGAGAGUGAGGGGAACGUGGCCCCGGUGUGGGUCAGCGAGAAGCUCCAUCUGCAGGUGUACCGGGUCGUACUGCCGGGCUCUGAGUUGCUGCUGUGGCCCCAGCCUCCCUCCGAGGGCCUGAGUCCCACUGAGCCCGGCCUAGAGGAAGAGGCAGCCAUGGCUGUGGUGACAGAAGUGGACUCUGGUGUUCAGCAGGAGGUGGACUCUCCAGGGCAAGAUGCAGCAGAACCUUGGACAGAUCCUGGUCACCAGUCACCCCCCAGCGUUGAGGGAGAGAGUAUAGUAAGCUCUGGACUUAAGCCCCAAACCCAGGAUCAACUUUCCAAGGAGAGCCAAGCACUUGGUCUGCCCCCUCAGGAUGGUGGCAGGGAGGAGGAGGACCCACCCCAGACACAGGAGCCACCUGAGCCUCCGAGCAGCUCUGCUCCCCAGCAGGGCCCAGAGAGCAGUGAGGCCAGUCGCUCGUCUUCUGCCAGGGGCAACCAGCUGCAUGCUUACCUGGUCAGGAAGUUACGUGGCCCCUGUGGUCAGUGCCCGCCCAGAGAAAAGACGUCAGAGCCUGGGGCCCAGCAGGCUGAAGAACAGCAGCCCCCUGGCUUCCCUGCACGCUUGCGGAGCCCUCCUGGCCCAGCAGGAAGCUCCCCAAAGCAGAGGCGGCGGUACCGCUGUGGGGAGUGUGGCAAGGCCUUCCUGCAGCUGUGCCACCUGAAGAAGCACGCAUUUGUGCACACGGGCCACAAGCCCUUCCUUUGUACUGAGUGUGGCAAGAGCUACAGCUCCGAGGAGAGCUUCAAAGCCCACAUGUUGGGUCACCGCGGGGUGCGGCCCUUUCCUUGCCCACAAUGCGACAAGGCCUAUGGCACCCGGCGAGACCUCAAAGAGCACCAGGUGGUACAUUCAGGUGCCAGGCCCUUUGCUUGUGACCAGUGUGGCAAGGCCUUUGCCCGCCGGCCCUCCCUGCGGUUGCAUCGCAAGACCCAUCAGGUGCCAGCUACCCCUCCCCCGUGCCCGUGCCCUGUGUGUGGGCGGCCCUUGGCCAACCAGGGCUCCCUGCGGAACCACAUGCGGCUCCACACGGGGGAGAAGCCCUUCCUGUGCCCGCACUGUGGCCGGGCGUUCCGUCAGCGGGGCAACCUGCGUGGGCAUCUGCGACUGCACACAGGGGAGCGCCCUUACCGCUGCCCGCACUGUGCGGAUGCCUUUCCCCAGCUGCCUGAGCUGCGGCGCCAUCUUAUCUCGCACACCGGGGAGGCCUACUUGUGCCCCGUGUGCGGGAAGGCCCUUCGAGACCCACACACGCUGCGCGCUCAUGAGCGUCUGCACUCGGGAGAGAGGCCCUUCUCCUGCCCCCAGUGUGGCCGGGCUUACACGCUGGCUACCAAGCUGAGGCGCCACCUCAAAUCCCACCUGGCCGACAAGCCCUACCGCUGUCCCACCUGCGGCAUGGGCUACACCCUCCCCCAAAGCCUCAAGCGGCACCAACUCAGUCACCAGCCUGGGGCACCCGCCAGCCCACCCUGUGUGCCUCCCACUGCUUCUGAGCCCACUGUGGUACUGUUGCAGACUGAGCCAGAACUGGACACCGGUGGGGAACAGGACGUCUCCGCAGCCCAGGACGUCUUUGAGGUCACCAUUUCUGAGAGCCAGGACAAGUGCUUUGUGGUACCUGAGGAGCCAGGCCCUGCCUCCAGCCUGGUGCUCAUCCAUAAGGACAUGGCCUUCAGCGCCUGGGCAGAAGUGGUGGAGGUGGAGACGGGCACCUGACCCUCCCCGCAACUCCCCCAGGGGAGUUCUGUAUAAAGCUAGCGUUUUCUAGCU